Messenger RNA from Prorocentrum cordatum, 469 nucleotides. The record is from the annotation of a GenBank genome assembly. Lineage: Eukaryota; Dinophyceae; Prorocentrales; Prorocentraceae.
CCUUUUAGGCUCGAGCGGCGUGCCGGCCGUUUGCCACACGCCACGCCGCUCUGCCACGGCCGCCAGGCCGCUCGGGGGCAGCAGCUGCAGCAGCUGCAGCACCCGGCGGCGCGGUGGCUCCGUUGCGGCGCGGCUCCGUGCCUGGCGCCGGCUGGGCCCGCUCUGGCGGCCGGCGCCAGCUGCGGCGGCCUCCGGCGGUGCGCGCCCGGAGGGGCCGCCAUCCGGAAGCCGAUGGCGCCGGGGGUCGAGUGGGAGAUCGGCUAAGCCAGCCUCAGCCGACCUCCCGACCGACGGCGACGGGCACAAGUACGGCUACGACGACACGCGCGGGGCGUACAGGACGCUGCAGGGGGACGAUGGCUUCGACAACCUCGAGAGGGCGAUCAACCUGCGGCCGCCCAGCGACGACGCCCAGCCCUUCGACGCGAUGGAGGCGGUGUACGCCGACGGCACAGUCGAUGUCCCAUAA